AUGUCGAUUCUUUAUUACACAUUGAAUAAUGUUGUGUUCACUAAUUUUGCUUUGUACUCAACGGCUUCCAUCGCUAAAAUGAUGUGUAUGGGUGCAUUUACUCUAACGAAACGAUUCUCUCAAGAUGCUUUCGCUAAUCCUGAAGAUUUAACAUUAGCCAGACAUCACUCAUCUGUAGUUACAACUAAUGAUCCAGAUGUUGAACGUGUUCGUCGUAAUCAUUUAAAUGAUAUUGAAAAUAUAGUACCAUUUGUACUUGUUGGCUUUUUCUAUGUUGCUACUAAUCCUAAUCGAGAUAUAGCUUAUUGGCAUUUUCGAAUCUUUUUUAUUUCACGUCUUAUACAUACAGUUUGUUAUCAAAUGCCAUUACCACAACCAGGUCGAUUUCUUGCUUGUGCCGUUGGUUAUCUUACAACACUUUCCAUGGCUCUACAAGUUCUAUUCUCUACUCGUCCAUAA
This is a messenger RNA of Adineta steineri, 459 nucleotides long. The record is from the annotation of a GenBank genome assembly. Lineage: Eukaryota; Metazoa; Rotifera; Eurotatoria; Adinetida; Adinetidae.